This is a messenger RNA of Megachile rotundata (alfalfa leafcutting bee), 8503 nucleotides long. RefSeq names its product rotatin homolog anastral spindle 3 (gene ana3). The record is from RefSeq and is a predicted model, not a curated record. Lineage: Eukaryota; Metazoa; Arthropoda; Insecta; Hymenoptera; Megachilidae. Gene Ontology annotation, cellular component: ciliary basal body; centrosome; centriole. Gene Ontology annotation, biological process: centriole-centriole cohesion; ciliary basal body organization; centriole replication.
GAAUAACAAUAACCUAUUUUUUUAUGAUAUUAACUAAUUUACAAUUUGCAAAUAUGUACGUUUUGUAACUUGAGAUUUUAAUGAAUUGUUCAUUUUUAUGGAAAUGGAACUAAUAAUAAAGUUCAUCUGUAAUGCACAUGAUAUUUGGCGGUGAAAUAUUCAAAAAAACUUUGGAAGAAUUAACCUAAAAUGUGAAACCUCAAUGUGUUUCACCGAAACGUCAAACAUGAAUGGGAUUUCAGCAGUACACGUUAAAAAAUUAAGUCAUACUAUUGAAGAAAUUCGAUCAAGAGCUUUAGACAAUAUUAUCUCGAAAUAUGAUCUUGGAUUUACUUGUGAUUGCGAUGCUGUAAAAAAAGAAUUAAUAACAAAACUAUUUAAUUGGUUUUCAUUUGAAAGCUUUUCACAGACAGAGAAAGUUUUAGACUUAUUACUUCGUUUACUAAAGACAGGUGAUAAAAGUUAUUUAAAUGCAUUCGGUAAAUUAAGAUUUCAAAAUGAACUCCAUGAAUUAAGAAGGAAAUUAGGUUCAGAAUGGUACGAAAAAUUAAACGAAAUAGAAGAAACUAUUCUUAAUAUGGGUGGAUUGCAGGCAACAGUAAAUAAUGAACAUAUGAAGAAUCAUAACACCUUAAAAAUGGGAUUUAUUGAUUACGAUAAACAUAGAACCCGUAUAAAAGACCAUGGAGAUAAUGAAAGUGGAAUGCGUAAUAUAGAAAAUCACAAUAUUCCUUCUGUUUUAGAUAAUACAAUACCAUUUGAUUUAACAAUGGACUGUGGAGAUGGUACUCCAAUAUCUAAGACUACAGAAGGUGGUAUCAAAUGGCUAGUAUUACCAUGGCAACCUUUAGUUACUUCAGAUAGAGGUGUUUUAGCUGCGGUCGAAGAAGCAUUGAACAACAGUUUAGAUACAAAUCUUAUAUUACAUACAUGUCAAUUUAUAACAAAUGUAAUGAUGCAAGACUUCCCGGCAGAAGUAUUCCUUCAAAGACCAGCUAUAGUACUUAUAUUGCAUAAUCUUCUAGAAUCUAGUACAGAUGAUUCAAAUGUUAAUCUUAGAAUUGUGAUACCAAUGGUAUUGAAAACACUACUUAAGUUAACAAGAUCUUUGCGAUUGAGAAUCUACUAUUACUGUGAACCGUGCAUUGCAAAUAAAAAGCAAAAGUUAUUAGCAGGCAAAUUAGGCACCAGUGUUUACCCUUCUUCAGAAACCAGAGACAGUCCUGAUGGAGGAUUUCCAGAAGCAAAUUACCAAGCAUAUCAGUCUACGGGUACAAGUGAAAGAAGUCAAAGUGUGACAGAAAACAUUGAUGAUUCUAUUUUACAAUUGCAACAAAUGUUCAUACCAACAUUUUGUAUCGAUUCAUUAAGACAUGUUAUUUCGCAACUAAGUAUUCCCGUUAAUGCAACGCUACCGCUAAGAAAUAUUAAAUACGUGGUUGAUCUGUCAUAUGAGCUAGUACAAUUGCUUAUUAUCAGUGUCAUGCCAAAUAUUUGGCUUUGUAACGAUGAUAUGGCUUUAAAAAUAACUGAAGAUAUGAAAUCAUUAUUUGGUAUCCUGGGAGAUGUAAUAGAAUAUUUUGGAAAUUAUGGUGCUAUUGAUCAUUUUAGAAUAACGUAUUUGCAUCUAGUAACUAUUACAAUGAAACUGUUGAGUAACAUUGUACCUUUAGAAAUAGCGGACGCUAUUUUUCCAAAAUCUCUUGAAACAUCAAUAUGUAUAGCUAUAAUGGACGCUCCUAUUUAUCUUUUAUAUCCAAGACUACAUUCUAUAUUACAAGAAUAUGGUCGCCAAUUCCAAGGUAUCGAUGAAGUUGCGUAUAUAAAAAUGUUCGAUGAUACAAGAGUGGUAGCAAAAUCAAUGCAAGCUGCUAUAUCCAUAAUAAAAAAUCUGUCUAAUUUACCUCAUUCAGAAGCGUUAAAAACAUUAUAUGCUUCGAAGUUAAGUUUAUCUUAUCACAAAAAUUUUAGUAUCAUAAAAAAAACUAUUAGGUUUUUACAACAUAUAAAUAGGUAUUCUCUAAAUAAUGAAGACUAUGCAUUAGCUACAAAGUUAAUAUUAGGUCUAUUGGCUAACGCGGAUUCUGAUAUACAGUAUGCAACAUAUGUAGAAUGUCAUACUUUAGUUAAAAGUAUUCUAGGAAUAGAAUAUAACAGAGAGAGAUCAUCUUAUGAAAGUUUGACAUUUUUGUUCGAAUCGUCUGUCUUAACCGAAAUAAUCUCUCAUGGCAUAACAAAUGAGGACCAAAGGAUACGGGAAAUAUCGGAAGAAAUAUUAGUUUAUAUAUUGAAAGGAAGGGUACAAAUGGGAGAAGAUGGAUGGUUAAAAUCAUUAGAAGCUCUUGCUCCAGUAUUACCUCUUUUACAGUGCCAUGCUAAUUCAACUACAACUUUAGGUCAAUGCAUUACAAAAAUUUUUGAUCCUGAUGUUUCUUCUAGCAUACAGUUACCCUAUAUUGAGGUCUUAAAAGGCAAUUUAAGGUUUCUCUUUUCACCCGACGAUGAUAUUCGAGAAGAAGCGGUUUGUCGAUUAAUUUGGCUUCUUGGUAAAGAGAAAGAUUCAGUUCAGAAAUUACCAAGAUUAUCUUCUUUACAUGGUUUACCUCUUAACUCACUUUGCAUAUUCGAACGUCAAAAUGUUCUUAAAAAAUCUGAAGGCAAUUAUCAGAGGAGCAAUUUAUUAUCAGUGCUUGAGAUGCUGAAUGAACCAAACGUAGAUCCGAAAAUACGGAAAUCUGCAUUGGUUCAAAUCAGUGUAAUGCUUUCGGAUUGUUCUUUACAUAAAUCAUUUAUCACUGAAAAUGGAGUGUCUCUUAUAUUGAACAUAUUGGACAGUGCUUUGAUUGAAAAGGAUUACAUCAAUUAUCCAGAUUCUGUAAUUUCUAUAAUUACUAUGUUGAAGCUACUAGUAUCUACCGAACCUUCUAUACGGCAAGAUCUAUCUACCAGUAAAAAUGUUCUUUCAAAUAUAAUAAGAAGUUUAUUUUUAUUUCCAAACAACGAAUGCGUGAGAACUGAUGGUUCACAACUUCUUUGCUUAUUGCUUUACAACGAAUAUAUCAUGAGGCUAGGUGAAAACUAUACCGAGAACUAUAAUCAGUUAAAUAUUUCUUUACCGCAUCUUAUUGUAUCGAAAAUGAGAUUACCAUUUCUUUGCAAAUUCCAUUGGAAAAUAAGUAUGCACAGACGUUCGGAUGUAUCUGUUUUUCAUGGUUCUAAUCAAUUAGCUUCAACAUUUAUUAAACAGUAUUGGGUAUGGGAAUGGAAUGAUGGUUUGAAUGUACUUUGGAAAAACUGGAACGACCUUAUUGAGUCUGACAUAUCUGAGAAACUGAAAAUACAGGAAAAUGAAUUCUUAACUUUACGUUAUAGCUAUCCCUAUUAUUACUGUCAACAGCAAUUAUAUAACAUACAAAAUUCGACGACACAUGACUCAGUUCUAUGCGCACUUGAUUAUCUUACAAUGUACAUAAAAUUUUACAAAAUUCAACAGUAUGAAAAUCUGAAAGAUAUAAGCCUUUUACCUUGGGAACAAACGUUUGAGCGAUUUUUAAUUUCACAGCCUGCGAGUAAAGAAGAUUGCGAUUUAUUUGUUGAAGUUUUGAAUUUUCUACAAAUCUACGUUAACAUUACCAAGAACGGAAAAUGUAAGUGGACUAACAAAAUAAUGAGGAACAUAACUAAGACAUUAGCAGAGUUAUUUAAACAUUCCGAAUUAGAUAAUCAAGACAUACACCAAUCCAUAUUAAAAUUAGCUCGUACCUGUUCAGCGAUAGAAAAACCUGAACAGGCCGAUGAUGAGGACGAAACUAUUCGACUUCAUUUUAUUGAACUUAUUGUCUCCACUUUGUGUUUCGGGGAUCAACAACAUUUUUAUAAUUUGGCUUACCUUGAUUGGUUGUUAACAUGUUUAACAUAUUUAAUUGGAAAAUGUCACUGGGCUAAUUAUAAAAACCUAUUAAUAUCGUUAGGUAACACACUGAUAGAACUGAUUAUAUCUUUUCAUGGUGCUGGUACUGUCAGCUUUAUGGGUUUAUCUAUAACCAGAAAUUCUAUAAUAUGCCUUAAUCAUUUAUUGUAUCAGAUGCAAAUAAAUUUUAAUAAAAAUGCAUUUGUAGUAUUUUGGUACGAAGAAGGCCGUACGUUAAAUUGGUUGCCAAUGUUAUGGCAGAAUCGAGAUCCAUUGGUUCGUGCCUCUGCUUUGCAAUUAUUAUCAGGUUUAAUAAACAAUUUGCAUACAGCUGCUCAACUUUUAAACACUAUAGCGCUGGCGCCGAGUGAAUUGUGUCAGACGUUACUUCAAUACAUUGCUAGUAGGGAAGAAUCCUGUAUAGUUAGAGAACAAGCAUGUUUUGCAUUUAGCAAUUUAGUGAAAAAUUGCAAUUCUGUAACUUUUCAGUAUGUGAACUCUUUGCAAGCAAAUGCUAUUUUAAUAUAUAUGGAACAAAAUAACACUUAUUAUGAGAUUACUGUCUUGUGUUCUAAUAUUUAUAUGUUUACAACUUUGGACUAUGAUCUUACGAGUAAUCGAGAACAAGAAACUGGAAAAGCCCCGUCUAUUCAUAGUUUACAGUCCGGGUGCACGUCUUUAGUGCCGCGUACAAUUUCAUAUCUAUAUAAUUGUCAAGAUGAAUUGCAGCCGUUUUCAGCAAGAGAGUCUGCCACUACAGAAAAUGAUAAUUGUUUGCAAUUAGUAGCAACACCAUCAUUGAUAACGGCUGUUUGUAGGUUGUUAAAUAAUUUGAUAUUUAUAGGAAAACAUGAAGUAGUUCAUCAAAUUUAUGAACAUUCUAUAGAUAAAUAUUUAUUUGGAUGUAUUAACGAAGUGCCUAGAAGUGUCGAGACUAAAAAGAAUUUGGCACAUUACUGCGAAAUUUUAGAAAUGUAUAUUAAUAUUUUAACGGUUUUAACAAAUUGUGUCAUACACAGUAACGAAUAUACCGUUGUAGUUAAUUUUUCUCCUGACUCUCUGUACACGUUGUUCUCCUUUUUGAACAGCGAUUUUUAUAUUAUUGACACAGUGCAAUUGAUAUCUCUACGGGAUAGGCUAUGGACGGAGGUUUUCAAUUUCAUAGCUAUACUCUCUCUAACGGAAAAUCAACACUUUGAGUCAAUACAGGCAGCUUUAGAAUUAUGCACUCCGGAAGUUGUACUUUCAUCCAUUUGUAUUGCAAUGAGAAGUUCCAAUGCGGAACUUCGGAUAAGCGCUAUAGGAUGCCUUGCGUUCCUCCUAUCACAAGACAUACAGAAAGAUUCAUUAGGGAAAGGCAAUAUUUCGUUACAAACAGUAAUAGAUACUACCUUCACGUGUUCAUCUAGCGACUAUAGAAAUAGUUUAAGAGAAAUAAUAUCGGACAUUAAUAAGAUCUCGCUAAGAAGUGCAAGUUUACACUUGAGAAAAGGGACCGAAAGCGAGAAUGUCUUAACAAGUUAUGAUAAAGUAGCUGAGGGCGAAGAGAAGAAUGAAAUCGCAAUAGGAGAAGAAUUUUGCGGUAUUUUAUUGCACUUGUUCAUCGCACACAAUUACAAUAGAUCCAAGAAAAAUCGUAAGUUAAACGAAGACAAAGAUUUGAUCACAAGUGCUCUUACUAAUUUAUUGUGCAUAUCAAAUACUGCUAAACGAAUUGCGUUAGAAGAAAAUUUGCCCGAAACAUCCUUAAUGAUAUUGAAAGAAUUCUAUGUCAGAUUAAACAUGCAACCUUUUGAACUGUUUAAGAAUCAAAUCGACCGCGACAAAAAGAUCCAUCCACUACUACACGAUGUGAAUGCUAUCUUUACAUUAUUAAUGAAUUUCAUGUAUGGCAGUGCUGAAGUUAAAGAAGUUUUGUCAAAAGCUGGAUUAGCAGAUGUGUUGCAUAAAUUGUGGGCUUGGGUUGCAUUGAACAAAACCGUGUCUACCACUGCUUUAAAGUUGCUUGCAACUUAUACCACAAAAUGUUCUAUAGCUGCACACUCGUUGACGUUAACCACUACUCUACCGGGAACUGGACUUAGAAGAACUCCUAACACUCUAGCUUUAAUUCAUGUCAUUAUACAGUUAGUCUGCAAGGAAAUAGAUAAAGCUGGACAAAUGUUUGACAAUCACAAGUUACAUUUUGCGUUUCAUAUUCUACGGAACGCUGUGCAUGUCCACGAAUGUAGAGUUUUAAUUUCAAAGAGCAAUCUUCUGCAGUUUUUUACAAAAAUACACCCGGUCACGACAAAGAGAACAAAACCAUGGCCGCUAAUUGAAUUAUACUGUUUAGAAUUCUUGAUUGACUUCACUUAUUACCAAGAGGGUCAAUUAUGUGUACCAAAGACUGUUGAUGGAUUGGAUGUUUUGUUACAAUUAUCAAAAUGUUCUUCCCCAUCCAGCAGAAUUCUGGCGAUUUCAAUAUUACGCAAUCUGGCAUUUAACAUGACCAAUCGACCGCGAUUACUUAGUUCGGUGGAUUUCAUCAACGUUGUACACGACAUAUUUAAAAAUGGUUCCAUAAACGAAAUCAAGAUCGCUGGAUCCAUGUUAUGGUCUCUAAUAUCGAAUAAUCAGAAGGGAAAAUUAAUUGUUCGAAGCGCUGGUUUUUCGCAAAGUAUUCAGGAAGCUUUAGGCAGACUUACAUUAUUGACUAUAGAUGAUAGAAAAGAAGAACAAGAAUUAGUUAAAAUGUUACAAUACGUAUUGAGAAUACUCAGUCCAGUAGACACGAAGAAUGAUUAACGAUCAUAUGAACUAAGUAAACCAAUUAAUAUAAAGAAUUUGUAUAUAAUAAUAGAUUUUCAAUUUUUACAGCAAAUAGUAUAAUACUAAGAUUUGUAAUAUUUUUUUAUUGGAUACGAAUUAGAGUGACAACAAAUUUUGUAAUACGUUUUUUACUGAAAAUCCGAAUGAAUUGUAUGAAAUGUAAAUGAGAUAACUCUCAAAAAUAUAGAUGUUCAACAAGUUUUUCCGUUUAGCGCAGAAGAAGAAAAGUAAAUAAUGGUAAUGGUAUCCUUGGGUAGAAUUUUAAUAAAAGAGUGCUUAACCUUAUGCAGUCCAUUAAUUACGAAACUUUAACUCUUGGUUAAUACCCCAGACAAAUAGGUGUAAUGAUCUGGUAUCUAUGCAAAAGCUACAAUUUUUUGUGCGUACGUGCGUCACUCCACAAGAAGAGGCAAAAAGUGCAAAUAGCAGAUGGGUCAGAUAAAAAAAGAUUUUCAAGUAAAUUACUGCGUAUCUAUGUGCUAUCUGAAGACUUGCAUUGUACAUGUACAAAAUUUAAUACAGUACUUCCACAGAUCCUAGAAUACAAACCAUCGAUUACAUUUCAUUUUUAGAAUACUAUUAAACAAUGGGAGUGUAAUAUACUAAUUAUGAACCUAAUUAUUUAGGAAUACUGAAAUGCUGAAAUCUAAAUUUCAAACAAUAAAUUCUACCACUCGUACAAAAACUAAGAGCAUUCAAUGAAAUUAUAAGUGGAGUUGAGAAGAAGGAAACAAUCGAAACAGUAGCGGAAGAGUUCUUUCAGUUCCGAUUAGCAUUCAUCGAACGAUCAAUUGGCAGCUCGUUAAUUGCUCAUUAUUCCAUAACGUGGGUGGGCCACGUCAUGUGCAGCUGUCUUUCAUUAGGAAAAAUGUUUACGUACAGACCCUAAAAGCACCGUUACAAGCUACAAGUCCACAGGGGUUGCUUUUGAACACCUACACAAAUAACGCUAGAUGGCGGUGAUGCCAUGAUUAACGGACAAUAAAUAUGAGAAAUGUGAGAUCAGCAAUAUCAUAGAAGAAUUUAAUAGGACAGAAGAGAACAUGCUGAGGCUGUGUCGACAAAGGAAGCGUCACAGCUGGAAAUAUGAAAUGUUAUGCUACAUCAGUUCCCUCGGCUACGGGCAAACACUGUAAUUUUGAAGAUAGAAGAAACUGCAAUUAUAUUGAAAUUUAACACGGAGUGGCCCGUAUGCAUGCGUGGAGGAGCGGAUUUAAUGAAAGCUGGUGCUGGUGCGCCUGGUAUUGUGUUCCAGCGCGGCCGGUCACGUGACUGCCAGAUGGAUUUGCGUCAAUGGUGACCUCCGCGUUCGCGUAUCUGCCGUCCCUCACCCCACUGUUUCGCAUAUCCCAUGGGCCCUGUCCAGAGACCCGUGGGACCAGCGUGUACGAGUAGUGGAGAUGAAGAAAGUCUGCCACGGAAGGAAACUUCAUCUACACGAACGGAAGCGAGAAAACCACAAGAAAUUAUGUAUAUUCGGGUGCAACGUUUCCUUUAGAUAUGCACGCGUAACCUUGACAAAUUUCUAAAUUCCUUUCUAAUCCUUACAGUCCCAAAUUCCUUAGUCUUCACAUUUGAUUCCUAUAUUUGAUCCUCAACUUCUAAAGCCAAAUAGCUUUUAAUUUGUAUUCAUAUCCGUAGAUCCCUCAAUCUCAAAGUCUCUAAAUGUCCUCAAGUUCCUAAACCUUGCUUGAUAAACCUUGCUUGCUUAAAAAUUCCUCAAAUUUUUGUCUAAAAUUUCUCGUCAAAAAUUUCUCAAGAAUAAUUGUUAUUCUUUGUUUA